Molecule: messenger RNA, 414 nt
Organism: Pseudozyma hubeiensis SY62
Lineage: Eukaryota; Fungi; Basidiomycota; Ustilaginomycetes; Ustilaginales; Ustilaginaceae
Exons: 1
Coding region: 1-414 (137 amino acids)
Source: RefSeq, a predicted model, not a curated record
AUGCAGCGAAGGAUCCGGAACUCCCGAGUUGACGGACGAGUCUGCAGCAUGCAGCCUAGCAGGAAAAUCGACAGGACGCCAUCCGCAGCGUCAAAAGGAAUGCGAAUGAAACAGCAGCAGCAGCAGCAGCCAGAAGAUUGCGGACCGAGCCGUGUAAGCGAGCAAAUCAAACCCUGCACCAGCUCUUUGACAGAGAGCGAGAUUGGACGGAUGAUGAGGACCCAGGAAGAGGAUCGAACGCACAUCGACAAGGGUCUAGUCGAAGGUCAGCAAGGGCGACAGGCCGAUGGGCAGAAGAGCGCUGAAUUGCCUUCGAGUGGGGACGUGAGGCAAUCCGGCUCAACCCUGCAUCUUACAACAAUUGCAUCGCUUCGCCAUCGAGUGGGGCAUGCUCCCGCAUCGACUACAUUUUGA